Prorocentrum cordatum is the source of this 407-nucleotide messenger RNA. The record is from the annotation of a GenBank genome assembly. Lineage: Eukaryota; Dinophyceae; Prorocentrales; Prorocentraceae.
GGGAGGCCCAGAGGCCCCGCCCCCCCCGCGCAGCGCCGCGCCGCGCGCCGCGCCGCGCGGCGAUGGCGGAGAGCCCGGGCGCCGCGGAGGAGGAGGCCGCUGGAGACCGAGCUCCAGGCGAGGAGGCAGAAGCGGACGCGGCCCCGCAGGAGGAGGAGCUGCCGCCGGUGAGCGUCAUACGCGCCGAGCUGGUGCGGGGGCACAGGCCUGUGAUCCUCUCGCAGGUACCCGUUUACAUCGGCCUGCGAGAUAGAGCAGGGCAUUUCUUCGAGGACAAGGGCCAGUGCCCCAGUCUGCGGUACUGCUGGAUGCGCGGCCCCGUCAUCAAGCCUUGCGUAUUCCACCCGCACAAGACGUCCCAGUUCAGGGACGUCACCAAGACUUGGCAGUACUAUUGCUCGAAGGAG